Rattus rattus (black rat) is the source of this 10378-nucleotide messenger RNA. RefSeq names its product storkhead box 2 (gene Stox2). Gene Ontology annotation, cellular component: nucleus; cytoplasm. Gene Ontology annotation, biological process: positive regulation of transcription by RNA polymerase II. NCBI's taxonomy places the organism in Eukaryota, Metazoa, Chordata, Mammalia, Rodentia, Muridae. The record is from RefSeq and is a predicted model, not a curated record. The transcript has 4 exons. Gene Ontology annotation, molecular function: RNA polymerase II transcription regulatory region sequence-specific DNA binding; DNA-binding transcription activator activity, RNA polymerase II-specific. Bases 1359 to 4139 code for a protein of 926 amino acids.
AACAGCUGUGCAGGGCCCGGCGGUGCAGAGGCCCCGGGCCCGCCAGCGCAGCAAGGCCACUGGGGAGUGACUUCCACUCAGGAUCGCGGAGGGCGCAGGCCGUUGGCGCGUGGCAGUCGGCGUGGGCCUGGCGUCCCCGCGCGUUCGCGGCGCCCCGUGUCUCCGGCUGGGCGCAGGUGGGCCAGGCCGGGCGCCGCAAAUCGGCGCGUUCCCACGAAGGCUAGCCCUCGGAGCGAGGGGGAGGGACCAUCGGAAAGACGUGGAACGAUCCGCGCGGUGUCAUCCGCAGGGCCCAGGCCCCGCGCCACCGCCGCCGUCGCCGCCGCCGUCGCCGCCGCUGGGGCUUGGCUGCGGGGAUCCACGCAGAGCCUCCGCGCAGCCCCGAGAUUAGCAUGACACUGGGUAGCCAUCCCGCUUCCGGCGGUGCCAGAGCGCAACGCGCUAGUCCCCGAGCCGCGAUGGUCCCGCGCGGGGGCCGAUCGCCGGGCUCCGCGGCCGCCGCGGCCCGUGAGUAGGAGUAUGCCUGCGGUGGGGGACCCACGCGUGUCGGCACGCGCCCCCACCCUCCCGCGCCCCCGCCAGCCUUGGAAGGAGGAAGCCUGACGCCACGCCGCGGUCGCCAGCACCCAACGGGGCUCUUCCUGCGUUGUCGCAGCGGCGGUCCCGGUGCUCCCGCGCGCCCCCCGUUCGAGCCUCUGGAAUGAAGACUGCCUCCCGAGGACUGCGAGAGAGAAGCAGAGGCAGCGGGCGCCGGAGACUGCGGGCCUCGCGGCUGGAAGGUCCGGGGGGACGCGACUCGGACGCUGUCAUCCCCACGCCUCGCGCUGAAGCCUCCUAGUGCGGUUGGGGCUGCCGCCCACCGGUCAAGCUGCCGGGGCGUGCGAUCCGGGGUCGGCCCCCAGAGGCCUCGGCUUCCUCAUUUGUUUGGGUCUUUUGUGCUGUGGCGCACAGUUGGCUAAGCACUCCUGCGCUGAAUCGGGCCAUUGUCUGCGCUCCCAUUGCUUCCACGCUGCAAGUCUCGGCGCCCCCACCCCGGCCGCCCCCUCCCGGCCGCCGAGCCUCCCAACGUGCCUUCCCCCCCAGGAAUCUGGAAGCUGAAAGCCCGGCGGAUUGCAAAUGAAGUGGAAUGCAUUGUGGGACGAGUGUAAAAUCCGAGCCUUCUCCGUGGGGGUGUGGGGGGGCGUGGGGAGGGCCGGACCUGCCGCCGGCGGUGUAGACACCGAGGAGAAGAGGGUCUGGGGAAAAAAAAUGUGCGCAGAGUCCUCCCGGGUCGUGGCCGCGGUAGACGGAUGAAGCUGCGCGCUGCGCCCUGGCGCUGAGGCCCUACUAUUGGGGCACCAGGGUCGCCCUUCCCCACCAUGAAGAAGACCCGGAGCACAACCUUGCGGCGAGCCUGGCCUAGCUCGGAUUUCUCGGACCGGGCCUCGGACCGCAUGAGGUCCCGCAGCGAGAAGGACUACCGCCUGCACAAGCGCUUCCCCGCGGCCUUCGCGCCCCAGGCUUCUAGGGGCUACAUGACAUCAGGUGAUGUGUCACCAAUCAGUAUGUCCCCCAUCAGUCAAUCUCAGUUUAUUCCACUCGGGGAAAUCCUUUGCUUGGCCAUCUCGGCAAUGAACUCUUCGAGAAAGCCUGUCACCCAGGAGGCGCUGAUGGAACACCUGACGACGUGUUUCCCAGGUGUUCCAACCCCAAGCCAAGAAAUUCUACGGCAUACCCUAAACACACUGGUACGGGAGAGGAAAAUCUAUCCGACUCCGGAUGGCUAUUUCAUUGUGACCCCACAGACUUAUUUCAUUACUCCUUCCCUCAUAAGAACUAACAGUAAGUGGUACCACUUGGACGAGAGGGUACCUGACAGGUCUCAGUGUACCUCUCCACAACCAGGAACCAUAACGCCCUCUGCCUCAGGCUGUGUCAGGGAAAGGACAUUACCCAGAAAGCACUGCGACUCUUGCCACUGCUGCCGAGAAGACAUGCACAGCAUGCAUGCCUCCACUCUGCAGAGGAAGCCCGCCAAGGACUGCAAAGACCCUUACUGCCCUCCUCCGCUGUGCCAGAUGCCACCCACUGAUAAAAGCAAAAGUACUAUAAAUUUCUCUUAUAAGACGGAAACUCUCUCUAAACCUAAAGAUGGUGAAAAGCAGUCCAAGAAAUUCGGCCUUAAGUUAUUCCGGCUGAGUUUUAAGAAAGACAAGACCAAACAGCUGGCCAAUUUCUCUGCCCAGUUUCCUCCUGAGGAGUGGCCUCUGCGAGACGAGGACACGCCCACGACUAUCCCCCGGGAGGUGGAGAUGGAGAUCAUCCGUCGUAUCAACCCGGACUUGACGGUGGAAAAUGUCAUGAGGCACACUGCACUGAUGAAGAAACUUGAAGAAGAAAAAGCUCACCGGAGCAAAGCCGGGUCCUCCGCCCACCACAGUGGAAGGAGUAAAAAGAGCCGGACUCACCGAAAGUCCCACGGGAAGUCUCGGUCACACAGCAAGACUCGAGUGUCCAAAGGAGAUCCUUCGGAUGGCUCGCAUCUGGAUAUCCCCGGUGAGAGGGAGUAUGAAUUUUGCGACCCUCUAACCAGGGCCCCCAGAGAGGGCUGCUUCAUCAUUGAACACAAAGGAGACAACUUCAUCAUGCACAGCAACACGAACGUGAUCGAGUCCCAUUUCCCCAUGACGCCAGAAUGGGAUGUGUCUGGCGAACUGGCCAAAAGGAGAACGGAGAUGCCCUUUCCCGAACCUUCCAGGGGAAGCUCCCACUCCAAAGUGCACCGAAGCCACAGCCAUACCCAGGACCGGAGGUCCAGGAAUGAGAGGUCCAACAAGGCCAAGGAGAGAUCCAGGUCAAUGGAUAACUCCAAAGGCCCCCUGGGCGCUUCUUCUCUCGGGACUCCGGAAGACCUGGCUGAAGGCUGCAGCCAAGAUGACCAAACACCCAGCCAAUCAUACAUUGACGACAGUACGUUAAGGCCUGCGCAAACGAUUGGUCAUCAAAGGGCUCAUAUUCCUUCUGCCAGCUAUAAAGAGGUGUGCAUUCCAGAAAUAGUUGGUGGCAGCAAGGAACCUUCUAGUGCUUGUAGCCUUUUGGAGCCAGGCAAAUCCCCUGAGAGUAUGCCGUCUUAUGGGGAACUCAGCCCUUGCCCGGCAAAAACAGCUGUGGAUGACUAUUUUCAGUGCAACACUUCUAGUGAGACUGUGCUCACAGCACCGUCUCCUUUAGGGAAGAAUAAGGAGGACCACGACACUUUGACCUUGGUGGAGGGGGUAAAAAAGCUGUCUCCAUCUGAGAGGCAGACCCCCCACUCUUCCAGGGAUCCUGUUGGGCACAAGGAGGAGUCACCAAAAGGGCCAGGUGGGGGCCCUGUAGCCUCUGGUGGUGUGGCAGAGGGGUUGGCCAAUGGCCGUCUUGUCCAACAUCAUAGUGCAGAACCCAGCAACUUGGACAAAAGGAAAGAAAUAUUCAGCAAAGACACACUGUUCAAACCUCUACACAGCACCUUGUCUGUAAACAGCUAUCACAAAUCCAGCUUGUCCCUCCUCAAAUCUCACCCGAAGUCACCUGCUGACACACUGCCAGGCCGAUGUGAGAAAAUGGAACCUUCCCUUGGGACAUCUGCGGCCCAAGCCAUGCCUCCGUCCCAGCGUCAGCAGGAGCCUGGAGGGAACCAGGAGGCCUCCUUUGACUAUUACAACGUCUCCGACGACGACGACUCUGAGGAAGGGGCCAACAAAAACACAGAGGAGGAGAAAAACAGAGAUGAUGUGGGCACCAUGCAGUGGCUCCUCGAGAGGGAGAAGGAAAGAGACUUGCAGAGGAAGUUUGAGAAGAACCUCACCCUCCUCGCCCCAAAGGAAACCGAUAGCAGCAGCAACCAGAGAGCCACCCACUCAGCCCGGCUCGACAGCAUGGACAGUAGCAGCAUCACCGUGGACAGUGGAUUCAACUCCCCACGCACUCGGGAAAGCCUGGCUUCCAACACAUCAAGCAUUGUUGAAAGCAACCGCCGUCAGAAUCCUGCUUUGAGUCCGGCCCAUGGCGGAGCUGGUCCAACCUUCAACUUCCGCGCCAGUACGGAUCCCCCGACCAGCGAAGCUGAGAAAUUACAGAAACCUUCCAACUGCUUGCAAGCUUCUGUUACUAGUGUAUGAUUGUCCUUCUGCCUCAGAUCUUCUGUCUCAUUCGAUACAGCAACGUUUACGACGAUUGGGACUGAUGUUUACAUCUCUUCAAAGGCAAACAUCUCAAGCACAGGUUGGGGGUUACUUGAGCUGUGCCGCUAAGUAGGCUAGGGCAAAAAAAAAAAAAUCUUCAUUUCAGAGUAUUGCUUUUCACAUGUAUGGCUCUGUAGCUACCGAAUAGCAGUAUGGGAGAUACGUACACUUCCGCUUCACUAAUUGUAUCUGAGCACACAUAGGAAAGUCUAAACACUGUAAGUGGAACAUGCAUUUUUCGAUGUCAUACAGUUGCCAAUUCCAUUCUGAAAAUGCCACAGAGAUGUGUUGCUCCCUGCCGGCCUACGGGGUACGGGCCGUGGGACUCAUCCUUGAUAACCCCGCCCCCUCAAAACCCCGUCCCCUCAAAAAAAAAAAGCCAAGCCGCCACAAAAUGUAAAUGUAGGGGUGUGUCCAUUGUGAGAAAAACCAGUGCCAAACUGGGCAGAAGGGACCCCAGCCCUUUAUGUGUGAGUCCUUUAAAGUACCAGUCAUUUUUCACUGUGAGUUUUCACGACACUCUUGCAGGAGCCCAUGGAAGUGGGUCAGAGGUCCCUAUGGAAGUUGUUGGGGUAUUUGUUUUUACUGUUUUCCAACUCACUAAAUGCUUGUCUUGAGUUUUUUGUUUUUUUAACCUUCCCUAAUCACAAACAGGAAUAUAGGCCUUUGAGGUGGACAAAGGAAGGGAAAUGCGGUCUCAUGGGGGCACAGCACUGAGGGCUGGAGAAGGGUGUGUGGAUGACCAGGAGGGAUGAAUCAGAUACUGGAGAAGGAUGCUUCCCUCCUUGGGACACUUAGGAUGAUCGAGCUGACUAUAUUAGAUGCGGUGAUUAAUCUGUUGGGAAGUAAAAUGUUCUUUAUGAUACAAAUGAAGAAUGUGGCCCGAGGGUGUUAUUCUUUCUAAUGGAAGGGACAUAAAUCUAUUUUAUGUAGUUUUAAAUAGAAUGCCUAAAUUAGGCUGUGGAGAUGAUUUUUAAUGGUUGUAGGAAAAGAGCAAAUUUAGGGAGAGUUAAACUUCAGGCCUUUUAUUCCUGGGAAGAUAUCUAUAGAGACAACAUUUAAAGUAAUUUUUGAUUAGAAAUAUACAUGGGCCCAUGUAAUGAACAGCAGAAUGUCCUCAUUCUGCUGGCGUGGUAUAUUCUUAAUUUGUACUCCCCUAAAGUGUAUCAGAAUGACACUUAUGCAUUCAUGAACUAUGCCAGAGUAAUGUUUACAGAUACUUUGUAGUGAUUUCAGGAGGCACGUUUUGGGUGGACAUCAUCUUUGCAAUGACUUCUCCAAGCUCUGCUUUGGUUUAAGACGUCAUGCUCAGUAUCCCAAGGCUUUGCAGAAGGGGGACCACUAACCAUUACACUUCAGUCCUACCAGAAAGGCUCUCUUCAAAAGUCCCUUGAUCUUAUUUUCUGAGAAGCGUGGCAUACCUCUGUAGGUACUGAAAAUCUUAUCUGCACGUGGGUUAGGUCUGAUCUCAGAAAAUGGUCUGAAACAAAGUUACAUUCAGUUGAGUGUCAGAUGAUUUUUGGAGCCAUAUGCUUUAAUGAAUUUAUAGAUAAACAACUUAAAAAUCAGUAUAAAAUAUUUUCACUCAAGAUUUCAGCAAUGAGCAUAAGUUUGUGAGCUACUUCUUUUUCUGUGUCAGGCUGAAUCACUAGCAAGGUGUCUAAGGGAGCACAGUCAUAUGAAGCAGUUGGAAACAUGUACAUUCAUUUUGUCUGCUAUUUGGAAGUUGUACUAUUGGGUCAAACUGGGCUCCUUAAGCUUGGUAUAAAUUUCUUUUUCUUGCUUAUUGUAAUGAAGCUUAAGCACAGUUCCCAGUAUACUGCUACAUUGUUGAAAUGCUUAAGGGAAUUGGCUUCGAAUCCCAUAUCUUACUUCCUCCUGGCAUGCCUCAGUUGUCCAGAAGCACAUUGUUUCUCUGAUUACUUAAGUAAUGUCCAGAAAGAGCAACCAUGCAUCUGAUUACUACAUAGUCUGUUUGCUUCAGGAGCCAUACACCAUAAGAUUCCUGGAUCUGGUCUAAAUUAAUUUGCCCCCACCCCCCACCCCGCGCCCUAAAAAAACCUGCUCUGAAACUUUUGGCAUACUCAGUUCAUAAAUAACAGAACUGUUAAAACAAUACACUAAUCUCUGAUUGACCUCUGAACAUAGUAGCCAUUGAAAGAAUUGAGUGCCGUGCGAGCAGGAGAGGACAUAAUUCUGUUUUAAGCGAAGCUUUAAAAUAUGCAUUUUUGAUAGUUCACAAAAAAAACAGGUUUACAGAAGACAUUUUCCAAACAAAAUGUGUACACUAAUCACUAUGGAGUACAUGAUUUAAAAAUAAUAAUAAGUGGAUAAGCAAAAGAACUUCCCUUAGACCAGCAGCCAUUAGCACUGAAUGAUGGGCUUUAAAGAUGAUGUACCACAUACACAGAUAUUCCGUGGAGAAACACUCUCGUCUGAAUCUAAUCUGGAUUCUUGAAUGGAGAGGCAUUGGUGGUGGGAAGCACAUGGCAGUGGGAUGCGUACAUGUGUCUAAGAUGGUCUCCUCAAAAUGGUGAGACUCUUUGACUCUCACAGCCUCGAGACUCUCUCCAGGCUUCGUCAGUUUUCUCCACUGGAACCGUAGCUCUGUGUUCUGUGACGGCAUGUCUAGUUUUAGAGUUUAUCAACGGAAAGGUUUACAAAACUGAAUCUGGUUGAAUCUCUGUGAGGCAUUCAACUUUAAAGGGUCAACACAUCUGUCGGCAUUUUGCACACGUAUGUAUUAUUAUGAUACAGCAUAUUACUUUAUGGUAAUUUUUAUUUUUUACAUAUAACUACCUCCAUGAAUUUGAUGAAAUGGCAGCAGUGUGUUUAAGUGUGUUCUUCAGAAAAAGCAAUGUUACAAACGUGUUUCAGCGGUAGGCCAUGGCGUGGCGUAUGUGUCGGUGACUUACCCAUUGGACUCAUGACCUUUUCAUUGCCAUGAUUUUCUUUCACAACAUUCUUUGCUCCCAACUGUAAGCCUGUUGUCCUCUUUUUCUCUCCCUUCUCCCCCAUGAAAGCACAUUUGAUUUGUUACAAAUGAACGAACAUUUUAAAAUUACUGUCUUCCCUGCUUCUACACGCUCACUAUUAGAGAAAAAAAAAGUCUUCUCUGGCAAAGAGCCACUUGGUAAACAUUUAGGAAGUUAUUAAUUCCUAUAGAAAUUACAUUGAAUUGUUAGGGUUUUUUUUCCCCCAGUAACAAAAGAUAUGUGAAAAUUUUGGACUGCCAACUUGAAGCACUUUGGGCCUCUCUGCCUCUAUGCUACCCUAUGGAGCCCAAACUUUUUUUUAUUAAAAGAACUGUGCCAUGCAUUCUGAGAUGUCUGUUAAGUAAUUUGUCUACCCUUUGAUUGCACAUCUCAGGAGACUUUAAUGAGUGCAAGAAUAGGGUGUGUGUGCACCCAAUAGAGAAAACCAAUGUGAGAGCUGAAAUGGGAGUAGCCGGGUAGAAAUAAGAAAUGCCGGUGUCUUUGAUGUUGGAGAAUUCAAGUUCAGGAAAUAUGAAUGGAAAGAGAAUGUGGAGGAGCAGUGAUUUGAAUGUCUCUUUUCUGAGAACUCAGCCAAUAUUGUUACAAUGUCACCAAGACAGGAAAGGCAGUAAGGACAUAAAAGAACAUCGUUUCUCUUUUAGGUUAGCAUAGCUUUGUAAAGUCCUACCUAGGAUUAACCACUGGUCACCACAAAGUGUACUUGAAGAUAAAGUUUGUAACUUCAGUGAUAGGCACAGUUCUCACAAAACCAUUUGGGAGGGGUAGCGUUCUGAGCUUGCGCUAACAACCAACGACUGGUAAUGUUCCGCAGCUCAUCCGGCGAUCUCAAAGUGCUUCCGAAGCAUUAGGCGUACAAUUGCAGGGCGGGUCCAGUUUCUCAUACCCAGGCUUGACAGGAGCAAACAAAUGGAGUGUCUUGAGAUCACCCAGAAACACAGUGGCAGCUCUCAGUGACCUAUUUUCUAUCUGUUUGAUAGGCCAUGGUGAGAAAUCACUAAGAUGCUAUUUUUAUGAUGUGUGCUAAUAAAGAAAACAAAUACAGCUUGACACCUUGUCCAUUUCAUUCAAAGAGGUAUGGGUGUUUGGAAUCUCAGCACCUCAGCACCCCUUACUGGUAUUGAGUUAUGACGUGGGAGAGGAACAAAUCCACACCAAUGCCACUGUCAUCCAAGGCCAGUCCAGACAUCCACCUUUGUUUACAGUUCCUUAUUAGGUCCCUGUCAUAUCUGUGUUAAAACAAAACCCCAUCUCCAGGAACAUUGGCUGCUCCAGGCAGUGGAAGGUGCUGAAACAGUUGUGUUUUUUUUUUCUCUUAAUUUUCCUUUAAAAUAUUCAUCAAGCACUCCUCACAGUGUUCAGCAACAUACCACUCACUAUGCUAUAUCAAGCCCUGCUUCGUAGAACCUGGGAAGCUGAUCCAGUUCCAAGAGUUUUGUCAAAUUAUGAGAUAGAAGGUCUUUGACUUCUGCUUUCUCCUUUCCCACAGACCAGACCCACACCCAACUAGCAGUGCAGUGCAGACCACAGUAGACUCGAAGUGGUGCUUCCUCCCCCGACCCCCAACCCCCAUCCAUUGUCAAAGCCAUCCAAUAAUGUCCUGUGAGCGAGGGACUCUCUGGCCCGUGUUUAAGGCUUGGGGAAAUUAGAAACAAGAAAAAUGAAUGCAAAAAGCCAUGGGAGGCAUUGGUUUCCUUUGGGCUAGUUAAACAUGGUGGCAAGGGAUUGCUAUUGUAUGAGCUUUGCCAAGAAAUACAAAAGACUCAGCCAUCACCCCAUCCUUCUCGAAGAAGGUUUUAUAGUAUUAAUGAUACAAGUGAUAUUUUCCCAUGGAGUUUUCCUUAGGAUACAUUUCAUAAAUUAUACACAUGAGACAUUUUAGCAUUAGAUCUCAUGUGUUUGCCAAAGGUACUGGCUUCUCCCUGGCUUGGAGUCCAUCCUCUUGUCUUGCAUCAGCAACGCAGAGGGGCUCCUCGGUGAUGGCUUCUAGAAUACAUAUGCCUGUGUCUUUAUUGUUGUGCACAGGCUUAACAUUUGCAAAACUGAGAAUUCGGCAAAGCUCCAGGGGAACUAAGCGGUCUUGUGAUUGUAUGCAGGCAGUCAGAGGCCUUUAAUGGCUCAUUGUCGGCUUCACUUGUGAACACAUACACCCUCCCGACUAGGAAAAGGGUGUUUCCAGGUGAUGUACCAAUGGCUUGGAAAGGCAGAAAUGGAAGGUUAGAGCUUGGCUGGUCCUUGUGCACCUGCCUACCUCCCUGUCCAAAGGCUGACCUUGGUACCCGCCCCCCCCAUUCCCCUUCUCUCACCCCAAAAGAGGUACCAAAUCUGAGACCCGAGCUCUCCUUCAAUCCCAGUCCUCUACAGCUCCAGGACCUUCAUAUAGAACAUUCUUGACAGCCCCGCCUUCCUUUCCUCUGAGCGUUACCCUCUCCGCAUCCCCACCACCACCAGAUACCUACCCCACCACCACUCUUUCCACAUUGGAAGAACAGAAUACUGUGUAGUAUUGUGCACGCAUGCCAGUUAGGAGUAGACCUGCCCUCGGGUCACCUUCACAUCAGUGUCAACAGCUACAAACAUAAAGUCCUUAGAGCAGUCACAUCCAUACUCUCUGGAAGAGAAUUCAAUUUGACCAUCUAAGUUCCAAGGGAUCGUGGCUCUGCGGGUGUCUUUCUCUGCGUGGCUGACUGUGACUAUUACAUUAGGGUCAGUGAGCUAAGAAGUACGUGUGGGAUUCACUGUGUUAGGAAGGAGUUUUGCAGCCAAGACUGCCUUGAAUAAAAAUGUUUUUGCACUGAAAAAAAAAACUUUAAAUGACUUGGUCUCUGGUUGCUGUAAAGGUCAUCCAAGAUGGAUGUUCUGUUUAUAUUGUAUAGUAUUUCAUAAGAAAUAACUGCAGUUCAUGAAACGUCUUCCCUAAUGUUACUGAUUUCUAACAGCACAUUUGUAACAUGGUUUUUAUCGUGUCCGUGUACCAUACUGUAAAUGAUGAUUCCUUGUCAUGCUUAGUAUAAUAAGUUAAAAGGAAAAAAAAAAAGGACAGGGAUUUUUGUAAGUCUAUAUUUGAAAGUCCCUCCAUAUGGUAAUAUUGUGUUCAUGUUGUUUAUGUAGUGUUGUGUGAAAUAUCCAUUUUGGAUUGUGUUACUUUUUAAGAUAUUAAAUAACAUUUGGUUAUAUGUGUAA